This is a messenger RNA of Electrophorus electricus (electric eel), 5883 nucleotides long. It is a transcript of the gene glis2b, whose product is annotated as GLIS family zinc finger 2b. Gene Ontology annotation, biological process: regulation of transcription by RNA polymerase II. Gene Ontology annotation, cellular component: nucleus. Gene Ontology annotation, molecular function: DNA-binding transcription factor activity, RNA polymerase II-specific; RNA polymerase II cis-regulatory region sequence-specific DNA binding. The record is from RefSeq and is a predicted model, not a curated record. Lineage: Eukaryota; Metazoa; Chordata; Actinopteri; Gymnotiformes; Gymnotidae.
AGAGGGAGACACGGACUGGCUCGAGUCCGGGUGCUGUCUGCGUUCAGACGGACGCAGGAGACCACCUUUGGUAUUCACGUCUCCGUAAAGCGAGGACAAGACAGAAGAAAUAAGAACCAGGAAGCACCCCGGGAAAAAAACAACUAUACGGAGACAUCAUCCGGACACGAAGCUAAGAAGGGGACCCCCCCCCCCCCCUCCUCGCGACAUCUCUUCUUUCUAUCGCCUGCGCACCCCCUCCCACCUCCGGGAGGACGACCACCCAUAGAAAACCCCACUUGACCAGCUUUGCCAAUAAGGGAUGAACCUUGAUUUUCAGAAGAAAUCGACAUAUAUAUAUUUUUAGUCUUGUAUCGCAGCGCUGACUCAACCUAUCAAAAUUACGGACACUAUUUCAAGUGUUGACACAAUUAGGCUAACGGGUUUCUAGUCUAAUCUCAUUCUUUGGAACUAACAUCAACUCGAGUGUUUGUCUGUUUCGUUAAUUCUUUGCCGUUUGAUCUCGGUAGUUUCUCAUUUUUUCCCCCCAAGUUUCUUACCUUCGUAAUAGUUUCUCUCUUUUUUGUCACACCGCUCAAUUUCACACGACAAUGGUCUGACAGUCGACCGCUACAGACAGUGUUAGAUUUCCAAGCUCUUGGUGACUGUCGCAUAUUCUCUUGCGCGGAACAGCUUGCGGGCCUGUAGUCAAACGACGCUUUUGCUAAAAGAAAGGGAUUUGAACAAACACUCUGAGCGGAAAGUUUCAGGUGAAGAGGAGUGCUUCAAGUCGGAGCUAACUCGGCCAUAUCCACGGGAUUUUGUCAGAGUUGGAGGCCCUGGGCUGCAGCCAUGCUCUCCUUGGAUGAGCCACUAGACCUGAAGCUGCCCCGGGGGCGUGUCAAUGGGUGGGACAGAGGCUCCAGGACACCGCCCUCUCUCACCUCUUCUCCAAUCCACGCCAAGAGGGCUGGGCAGCUGCGGAUGGCCGACGACGGCACAGCAGUCAUUGUUCCUGCUUCCCCUGCCUCCCCCCACACAGGUGUUCCCAUGGUGCCCCAGGAGAAGCCUGAACCUCCUACACCCCCUGCGGUGGACCUCAGCCUGUCUCCGUCCUUACGCCACACAGCCUGCUCUCCUGAGCUCACCAAUGGGAACGGCUCCUCACACAUCUUCCCUGGGGACUCAGCUCACAUCCGUUAUGUUGAGGGAGGAGCCUCCUCUCAAGCCUUCCAGUUCUUUGUGCCAAUUGGGGGAGGGGGAGGACUCCACCUGCCAUCCUCCAUGUUCAUUGGCCAGCCCAAGGACAAGCGCGCCUCUCCUGAUCUUUCAGCGGACGAACAGCUGUCCUGCCGCUGGCGGAAGUGCCACUUGCUUUUUGACUCUUUGCAAGACCUAGUGGACCAUGUAAAUGACUUCCAUGUCAAGCCUGAAAAGGAUUCUGGGUAUUGCUGCCAUUGGGAGGGCUGUGCACGGAAAGGGCGUGGCUUCAAUGCCAGGUACAAGAUGCUGAUCCAUAUCCGCACACACACCAACGAGAAGCCCCACCGCUGUCCCACCUGCAACAAGAGCUUUUCCCGCCUGGAGAACCUCAAGAUCCACAACCGUUCACACACAGGGGAGAAGCCCUACAUUUGUCCAUACGAAGGCUGCAACAAGCGCUACUCUAACUCCAGCGACCGCUUCAAGCACACGCGCACGCACUACGUGGACAAGCCCUACUACUGCAAGAUGGUGGGCUGUCUGAAGCGCUACACGGACCCCAGCUCUCUGCGCAAGCACAUUAAAGCGCACGGGCACUUUGUAGCCCACGAGCAGCCGGGUCCUGGAGGGGUGGGCUCCCUGCUCAAGUCGGCCCAGGUGUCAGGGCCAGGGAAGGAGGCCGAGCUGGCGUACGUAAGCGGGGCCCACAUCAUCAUCCCGGGGGCGGCAGCCGCUCUUCUGGGCGGUCGAGGCCUGCGGGGCUUGGGGGCAUCCCUGCCCCUGUCGCCCCUGUCACCUCUGAGCCCCCGGCCUCUGGACCUGAGCACGCUGGGAAGUCCCAGCUCCCCUCCGGCCGGCCUCGCGGGGACUCCCAUCCUCUCCUUCAAUGGCUCGCCGCUCGGCCUGGCCAAGUCACCCCUGCUGUCUCCUGCCUACUCGUCCUCGGCCCUGGGCCUGCCCAUGGUCCCUGUGCUGGGCUCAGACCGCAGGGGACAUGGCAAGGGUAAAGGCAGGCGGGAGGAGAGCGAGGACGACAGCCCCGGGGCCGUGCUCAACCUCUCCACAGGGGUGGCCCAUGACCCCCUAUCCUGGGUAGUCAUCCCCUCUGGGCCCGUGGUGCUAAAGCCAGCUGUGGUCAACUGAUCCCUGCAUUCGAAGGGGAAGAGGAGGGAGUGUGGUCUCAGAGGUGAAGGGCAGGCCCCUGGGGGCGGGAGGGACGUGGGAGGCAUUUUCCACAAAUCAAAAGCAGUCAGCACUACUCUGCGCAGCAUUUCACUUUUGUACCUUUGUUUUCCAACUGGACAUUUAUCAGUUCCAUUGGGACCAACAACCAAACAGAAAUAGGCAUUUAAAAAGAAGAUAAUCCGAAAUAUUAAUGUAAAAAUGUAAUCGGAAAGGUUGGAACAGGAAAAGCCUCAGUGCUGACCACUGGUCUGUAUUUGCUCCUUGCUUUCACUCAUGAACAUUGGUUUCUGUGUAUUUAUAUGUAACAAGCAUUUCUGGACGCCAGUGUAGACAACACACCGAGGAUGCCAUUUUCUGUUAUGACUUGUAAGUUGACAGCACUCUUUUGUGUUUGAAUCCUGAAGUUCCUUUGAGAGCUCCAUAACGACAAUUGUAAUAAUAUAUGGACAAGCUAGAAAUCUUUAAGCAGGCAAUGUCAGACAGUUUUGGGAGGGGUGCUUUGGUCGUGGGUUACUUAGAGUUUAUUUCUUUCAGAGGACAAUCAGUGUCUGUCUUAGCCUGCCAGACAGCAGGGCUGUGCUAGUUGUUCACCGACAAAACUCUGUCACCCACAGCUGUACACGAGGAGAUUUAGUGAGAAGAUAUGUCCCUGCAUCACUCGUUGUAUGGAACCUAUAUAGAAACCUUGCCAUUGCUGCUAAACUAUCCAGCUAACUGCUACUCAAGUCUAUUACUUUAAAAUGAAACUAAGGUUGGAUAAAUGUAUAAAUGACAAUCUGUCCUCUUAGAGGGAAGAAAUAGUAUAACGACCAGCACUAUUUACACAAGGGCACGUUUAAGCCCUUAAAUUAGGCAGUAAGACACAAGACUCAGCAAAAGAGUUUUAAGCAGACAAAGAUUCUACAUCUCACCAUCACAUUCGCACCUCGACUGUGGCACUUCUGCAACUAGUACCAUCUGCUGGACAUUUGUGUUAGUGCAACUCACUCGCUGAACCCGGGUCUUUGAACGUCUGCGCUAACUAUGUUAGAACAGCGUUUUCAAAAGAAAGACCUUUAAUUGACACAGCACAGCAUCCUUAAGGUGAAAGUGACCCUCUUCAGACACAGAGAUGGAAAACAUGCACCCAGUGCAUUAUGUAAAUACGCAUAUGGACAGACUGACAUGGACAGGCACACACAAUGUGCACAUAACAAAAAUCAUCCAUAUCAAGACAAAUACACUGUGCCAAAAAUCCGCUUAAAUGAUUAAAACACAGGUAGUUAUCUCAAAAAUGACAUUCCUCUUCUACAACACAGUCAGUAUUUUGUUUACACAUACUUAAAUCCAAGUGUAAGAGCGCUUUCAGAAAGACAUUGUUUCAGUUUAGACAAACCUUUCUCACAUUAUGCUACAUGGUUUCUUCACCUGAAACUAUAUGUCUAAUAGUCUCCUCAGGAUGAGUAUUGCCUUUUUAUGACAGGCUUUUAGAACAUUCCUCAAAACCUUCAGUGGCCUGUAAGGCUUCCAACAUCAGCUCUCUUAGUGAGAAAUGGACAACUGUUACAUUAGAAAACAUUCCAACUGAAAACUUAGAAUUAAGUUUUUUUCCUGUACUUCUCCUCUCAACUUUUCCCCUUCAGAGUCUUAUAAUUCCUCGAUGGUUUCAUUAUGUUUGAGACAACUAUACAGUUAUUGCUGUUUGUUAUAUUGCUUGGACGAGACAUUUCCUGAUGUUGACAUUGCUUUAUCUCCCUGUCUCUGCUAUUGCUGCUCUGCAUUCUGCUUUCUCCCCAGAGGAGUAAGGGCGGAGGAAGGGGGUGGAGGUGGAGAAAUGGACGUCUGCCCAUCCUAGGCCACAUAAAAGUGGAGAAGAGAAGCUUUUCUCGAACAACCUAAUUCCCCAUUGACAAUCACACCAUGAAGGUUCAGGUCAUGAGAGUUCAUGUGAGGGGGCUAGUGGCUCAGAUGGCCAGCUGGCUGGAGCAGAUGGUCAACGCAGAGACGGGCAUCUCUAAGGGUCAGUGCCCAGCGGUUGUGGGUAGUAAAUCAGACCCGUUUGUUUUUUAAAAAAAAUCCAGAGAUCUAGAUUAUGUUUCUAGUAGGAACUGCAACAGUUCCUUCCCUUCAUGCCUUGACCUCCAGCCAUGCAGUCACAUUAAUCAGUGUCCCGCACAAACCCAGCAAAAUGCUAAUCAUGACCAAUUGGCCCUUGUGCUCCUAAAACCAGGGCUCAGACACAUGGGGCCAAAUCAUGCAGCUGCACCAAUAUCUGAAAUAUGAUGUAUGCUAGCUGCUAGGGUCCCUGUAUACGCCGAGGUGGACAGCGCUGCACUGAAGGCCACUUGUAAAAGAAUUAAUUAAAUAAAUAAAAGAAAAAAGAUGCCAACAGUGAAAGUAGGUCUUCUCAUUCCCUCUCAGCCAAUCUUUUUUUUUUUCCAGAUUAAAUUUAAAAAAUCUUAACCAACUGCCCCAAACUAAGCCUUAUACAAGACAGAGGACAUACACACGGUCCUUUUAGGGUGUUGCUGAGGGGAGCAGGUAUGUUCAGGAGCCUGCUGCAUUCAUGGUGUGCUCACGUUGCAAAAUAUGGUUGAUUGGGCUGUUUUUUUCUACAGUGUUCUUCAAGUCCCUCAAAUUUCAGUUCUCUCCACCACCAUCCUCUCCAUGUCCCCUGGUGGCUGGUUCUUGCUGGCUGUUUGAGAAAGCUGAAAAUGACACAGACCCUUCACGGUCUACAUCUUCAAAUAUCAAAUAAGCUGUUUGACCCAUUAACCCUUUGAGCACUCUGGAGAAGCCUGCUUGGUUCAGGGCUGUCUGAACAUGUAGGGGGGAAGCAAAAUCCCAGCAGGGGACCCACAAUAACUGAUCACAUAUAUGAUUGUUAGUGUAUGCGAAACAUGAGCAAUAACUGAAAUGGCUGGGACAGAGUCACAGUUUAGCAGUGAUUAUUUAAAUGUAUAUUUGACACAGUAAUCGCCUCUUAAGCCCUUCUGAAUUUGACAUUAAAAAGAGGCAGUAGAUAUACGGUACAAAUACCACAAUUUCCCUAUAGAGUUUAUCAACUACAGACUCAGAGAAGUGAGACAGUAAGUUAGACUGGCUUGUCCCGCUUUCACAGAGACCAAAAUCAAAAAACAAACAAAAAAAACUUAUAAGUGCCACAGUGGUGCACAAAGGGUUAAUGCAAGACUAUGGCCAGGAAAGGCCAAUAACCUGUUUCUUUUCUUUUUGCACAUUAAAAUAUUUUAAUAUCAGUAUUUUCAUUUUUUUCCAAGUGCCUUUUAUUAUAGGUGAAAUGUAGAAGUACAAAUACAGUAUAUGAAAAAUAUAUAUAAAUAAAUAUAUAUAUAAAUAUAUAUAUAUAUUUUCCCGGCAUCAUGUUCUGAAGCCGAACAGGCAGAAUUUUAGAGCUGUAACAGUCUCCAGUUGGUACAACAUAGGUGUGUGCUCCUGUUUUAGAGGAAUUUUAAUACGAUAUUGAUAAUGAUGUCAAUGAAAAAAAAACAAAUGUUUAAUAAAGUCACAUUUGAUAUA